Cryptotermes secundus is the source of this 3423-nucleotide messenger RNA. RefSeq lists its product as uncharacterized. Gene Ontology annotation, biological process: cell-cell adhesion. The coding region runs from base 116 to 1111 and encodes 331 amino acids. Gene Ontology annotation, molecular function: protein binding. The record is from RefSeq and is a predicted model, not a curated record. NCBI's taxonomy places the organism in Eukaryota, Metazoa, Arthropoda, Insecta, Blattodea, Kalotermitidae. The transcript has 6 exons.
UCGGUAGGAUUGGGAAAAGAAGGUAGCAUUGUCGAAGUGUCAUUCUUAGAAAAAAUAAUAAACAAGCAUGGUGGUUUUUGCAGCUUCCCUCUCUCUUCUUUAUUGAUAUGGGAGAAUGGUUAUAACGAAGAUUAUAAAUAUAUUCCUGCUGAUAGUGAUUUCCGAAGGCUGCUGUUAUGCAACAGAGUAUCCUGUACUUCAGGAAUUCACCGUAGAUGUUGGGGGUAAUUUAACCCUUCCAUGCGCAGAUUCAUCCACAGUGUUGCCACAUGCUGACCCCCACUCUGUGAUAUGGGUACGGGAGGGACGAGAUGAUGGAUUUAAUCGCAGGAGAAUUGAGUCUGAUGGAGCCCUCACUCUCACAGCCUUGGAGCGGGAUGAUGCGGGAAUCUAUGCAUGCACAGUGGAAGGAGAUUAUGGGUCAUCUGAGAGUACUGAAGUAAUUAGAUCAAGAGUCAAGGUGGAGGUUCGAACGCCACCACCUCCUCUGGUAAAUGUGACAGUUCGUCCUUCAACAGUGUUGGCCCUCUUGUUGUGGGAAGUAAUAGAUACUGGUGGUUAUCCCAUCACCUACUUCACAGCACGAUAUCGACAGAAGUCUGCUGAAGCAGGCAAAGAGCCUGAUCAUUGGCAUUCUGUCAUGCCAGAACAUAUCAGCCCUAAUGUGCGGCAGAUAGAUGUAUAUCGACUGGAUCCCAAUACUACAUAUGUGUUCAGAAUCUGGGCCAGUAAUGAGCUGGGGCCAGGAGAAGAAACUGUGCUGGAGGCAACUACAUUACAUGACAUUGAAGAGAUAGAAUUGGCUCGCCAUCUGCUGCAAGGAGCCCAGACUUUUGACACACGUGUUUGGGUGGCUGCAGUAGCUGUAGUGAUGGGGACACUACUUAUGCUGGCUGUUGGAACUUGUUACUUGUUAUAUAAAGAUUGUCACAUCCCUUCUAUUCAUCGAGAAGAACAAGAAGUAAUUGAACUAGUUCCCAAUAUCAUCCUUAAUCCUGGAUACUACGAUGAUGAAGCCAGGACAGAGCGAAUAGAACCAGAUGAGAACUCAAAUGACCAGACAACAACAAGAAUUAACAACAACACUGUAGUGCAGCCCAUCCGGGUUUGAUAUAGAAGGUAACCUGCUCUCUAGUAGCCAGGCUCACAAACUUUCACACUGUGGAGAUCUCUGGAACUUAACAUACAACUCAGCUCAUUCUCCAUAAGUCCAUCUUGAGAAGAUGUGGACAGGCCUGUGUAAGGGAAAGAUAACCGUGAGCAAGGUGACUACCAAGGUAGAGUAUGAACAUGUCAAACAAUUAUCAGAGGGGGAUAAGUAACAGUAUCUUCCACUUUGUUUCAGUUUAAUGUAUAUUAAGCUGACUGAUUUUGUAGUAUGUUAUAUUGUGCAGAGUGCUUGUGAUGUUGGGGCGGAGAAUUUUUAUGUGCCUGCUUUUUCAAGUGUAUUUUAAUGCACAUUUUUGUGUAUGAGAGAUCUUCCUUUGGUAACUGUUAACUUCAUUUCAGUGAAUUUUCAUCCAAUCAAGGAAACCAGGAAAUAAUCUUUCCUCUAUAUGGAAAAUGGAUAUGAAUGUUGUUGAAAAUGUGUUGGUCUGUGUAAUAAUGAGUGUAGUUUUCAUAUCAAUAAUUGAUACUAUAUCAGAAAGGUUUUUGUGAAAUGUGGACUCUAGAGCAGUAUUUUGAUUGCAGAAUUAAACUGGACUAAGGAUAUUGAAGGAAUUUAAAUAUUGUAUUAAAUAGUAUUUGGCAAAGGUGUGUCACCACUGCCCAUGCAUUCUGUGUCCAAAAAUAUCAUAUAUUCACAUUAAGGGUUCAGAUGGGAUAUUUAUAGUAAAGAGUACCAAUUUAUGUCUGUAGAUGCUGAAAAGAAAGAAUUGAAGAACCAGGAAUUCAGUACGUUUAUGCAGUGGUUGUCAGUUUCCAAGGACUGCAGAUUUAGCACCACAUUCAGUCAUUUGACACCCACCCACUGCACUCUGAGAAUAAAAAUACUGUUAUGAAAUAAGAUUUGGCAUAUAAAGAGGAGAGAUGUUUUCUGACACAUGUAUCUGAAAUGUUUGAUGGAUGGCAUAUAACCCAACAGUCAGUAGAAAUGAAUUCUGUUGUAAAAUUUGGGAUCCUUAAUUUGGAAAAGCAACAGUGAACAAAUACAUCUGUAUAAAUAUUGCAACAUAUUCUGAAAUAGUGGGUGAGUCUGUAUGAUUCCAUAAAGUUGUGGUGCCAUAUGGCUGAAAUGAUUGAAAAGAAUUUAAGUCAGAAUGUUCUAAAUACUUUGAAUCAGAAGCAUUAAAUAUGAGGGAGAAAUACAGGCUAAAUGUCAUAAGGAUAAAUAAACAUGCAUGUGUAGCACAAAGUUCCGGAUAAAUAUGUUGAGUUUUAUAUGUUGUUUUCUUCACUUCAAAAAGAACAACAAAAUAACCGAUACCAUUUGGUAUUUAUGUAGAAUACAAAAAUCCGGAAUAAGAAUAUGAAUGUAGUGUUUUUACAUUGAACUUGAUAUAAUUAAAUUGUUUUGCAAAGAAAUGUGUUCAUUCAGGAACCUGUUUUUUAAUAAUGUACUUAAUUAUAUAUGAAUCUCUCCUUGUGUAGAUAGUUGUCUUCAUUUCUUGUAGCAGUGGCUGUCUGUAAAAAACAAAUAUCAGGUAAAUCUGUCUUGAUUCCACAACUUUGAGGAGCAUAAUUAUUUUGUACAAAAAUUGUGAAUUUGUUGCUGUAAUGUUUAAUGCCUUAUUUCUUCAUUUUUUGUUAAAGAGUUUGGACCUGAUUCAUAUUAAAAUUCUCCAUAUUGAGCCUAUGACAUGCCAGGCUGUGAUCAGAAUCAUGGAGGAUACACAGUGCUUAGGGUCAGGCUCAACUUAUCAUGAUAUGUGUAGCAAGAAACUGAAAGUGAAGUUGAUAGAAUUUGGUUUUUCUGAGUGCAAGAAAACAUCCUAACCCUACAAAGAAGCCAUUUUUCACUGAUACCACAUUGACACUUUAAAAUGUUUUUGCUUGCUAAGGUUAGGAAUCAGAUUUAUUAUUUUAUGUGUUCACAUGAACAUCACAGUGUAGUGGAUAAUGCACCUGCUUUAUAUCUAGUAUAAAUUUACUUGUACAUGUACCUUCUAAACAAUUUUAUGUUGUUUUUCUUCAGCCAGAAGCUGGGCUAGUACUUUAAAAUAAACCACAGGAUGACAUCUUCCCUCAUACUAGUCAAAUGACCAUUCAUAACCACGAAGAGCACUGUCUUCUAGAAUGUGGUGCUGUGUUGUUUGGUAAACUUGUUCCAGACUACAUGGCACCACAUUCCAGCGGAUAGUACUUCUCUUAGUGAUCACUGUGAGACCCCCAAUCUCAUAUUAACAACAAUCCUUUUGAAGAAGGCAGUCUUCUGGGAUUUGGCGCCGUGUAUAUGUGGUGUUAACCGACGUUUCGGAGGAA